Acanthosepion pharaonis is the source of this 765-nucleotide messenger RNA. The record is from the annotation of a GenBank genome assembly. Lineage: Eukaryota; Metazoa; Mollusca; Cephalopoda; Sepiida; Sepiidae.
AUGAAGCCAUCUCUUCUCUCUAUAAAGAAGACAUCUGUGAAGCCAUCUCCUCUCUAUAAAGACAUCUAUGAGCCAUCUCUUCUCUCCUAUAAAGAACAUCUGAAGCCAUCUCUUCUCUCUAUAGGAACAUCUAGCAAGCCAUCUCUUCUCUCUAUAAAGAGCAUCUAUGAGCCAUCUCUUCUCUCUAUAAGACAUCUGAAGCCAUCUCUUCUCUCUAUAAAAGACAUCUAUAAACCAUCUCUUCUCUCUAUAAAGAGACAUCUGACAUCUAUAAACCAUCUCUCUUCUCUCUAUAAAGACAACUAUGAAGCCAUCUCUUCUCUCUAUAAAAGCAUCUAUGAAGCCAUCUCUUCUCUCUAUAAAGACAUCUGUAAAACUGUGAAGCCAUCUCUUCUCUCUAUAAGGAACAUCUAUGAAACCAUCUCUUCUCUCUAUAAAGACAUCCUGAGCAACCAUGAAGCCAUCUCUUCUCUCUAUAAAGACAUCUAUGAAGCCAUCUCUUCUCUCUAUAAAGACAUCAUAAAUAUCUUUCUCUCUAUAAAGACAUCUAUGAAGCCAUCUCUUCUCUCUAUAAAGACAUCUCCUAUCUCUUCUCUCUAUAAAAAUACAUCUAUAAGGCCAUCUCUUCUCUCUAUAAGGAGCAUCUAUGAGCCAUCUCUUCUCUCUAUAAAGAACAUCUAUGGGCUAUCUCUUCUCUCUAUAAAGACAUCUGAAGCCAUCUCUUCUCUCUAUAAGAGCAACCAUGAAGCCAUCUCUUAUCCAUAA